CACUCCUCUUGCCUCCAGUGACCUGGGAACAAGGUGCCUCUCCAGACACAAGACAUGUCCUGCUACGACCAGUGCCUGCCGCGCCUGCCCUGCCAGCCCUGUGGCCCGACCCCGCUGGCCAACAGCUGCAACGAGUCCUGCGUCAGGCAGUGCCAGGACUCCAACGUCUUCAUCCAGCCCUCUCCCGUGGUGGUGACCCUGCCCGGACCCAUCCUCAGCUCCUUCCCGCAGAACACCGCCGUGGGAUCCUCCACCUCCGCUGCCGUUGGCAGCAUCCUCAGCUCUGAGGGUGUGCCCAUCUCCUCUGGAGGCUUUGGCCUCUCUGGCUUCGGCAGCCGCUUGUGUGGCAGGCGGUGCUUCCCCUGCUAAAUCUGCUGGCCGUGGUCCUGGAGAAAGAUUCCCAGAGACUGAGAAGGUGGUAACAUCCUGGGAACAGAGCAUUGGGAUCUUGUUUCCCAAAGGGCCAAGCAAUGUGAGCAUCUGUUUCAAAAAGGACCUAGUGGUCCUUCUAUCUCUGUGGAACGGGCAGAUGGACAGCUGUCAGCAUGUUCAGCAUGCCACACAGUGCAGACUGUCAUCUGUCCCUGCUGCUUCCUGCACCAGGACCUCCCCUCAGAGUGACCUCGUUUCCUCCUUUUCCCUCAUUAAAGUUUUAUUGCAUUCCA
Gallus gallus (chicken) is the source of this 665-nucleotide messenger RNA. It is a transcript of the gene CBP8D2B, whose product is annotated as feather keratin 3-like. Bases 55 to 369 code for a protein of 104 amino acids. Gene Ontology annotation, cellular component: intermediate filament. Gene Ontology annotation, molecular function: structural constituent of cytoskeleton. The transcript is spliced from 2 exons. The record is from RefSeq and is a predicted model, not a curated record. Lineage: Eukaryota; Metazoa; Chordata; Aves; Galliformes; Phasianidae.